Messenger RNA from Symbiodinium natans, 339 nucleotides. The record is from the annotation of a GenBank genome assembly. Lineage: Eukaryota; Dinophyceae; Suessiales; Symbiodiniaceae.
AUGCCGAACGUCGCUCACUUGCGUCGUGAGUGGGAUGGUCAGCAGCUCCCGAAUCAUGAGGAUGGCUGGGCGUGGCAUCUUGCAAGCUUUGCUUUGCCGAAGAUGCUUGACGCUAUCCAACGUUGGAAUUGGUGGUUGGCGAGGGCGAUUGGUGGUGAGGUGGACGAGAGCCUCGCGGGCCCGGAGCAGCGCCUUGUCUACCUGAGGAACCUCAGCGAGAUGUCGAUGCGGGUCGAGGGCGUGCCGGAGGAGAGUGGAGUCCACGGAGAUCAUGGGGGUGCCGGGUGGAGUGGUGACCGAGGACGGCCAGUGGCAGCUGCGGCGACACCGUCCUCUUGA